Strongylus vulgaris is the source of this 627-nucleotide messenger RNA. NCBI's taxonomy places the organism in Eukaryota, Metazoa, Nematoda, Chromadorea, Rhabditida, Strongylidae. The record is from the annotation of a GenBank genome assembly.
AUCUUUCAGAUCCUCGGUUGCCGUCCUGUCGCUUCAGUGGAUCAUUUCGUUCCUGAAGCUCUUGGUUCAGCAGAUCUCGUCGAGGAAGUCUCUUGUGGAGGUGAUGGCAAAGUUAUCAAGGUCACAGGAGUUGCUAAUCCAGGGCAAGCCUGCUCGAUUCUCCUCCGCGGUUCCAAUAAAUUGGUUUUGGAAGAAGCUGAACGCUCCUUGCAUGACGCUCUCUGUGUAAUUCGAUGUCUCGUUAAGAAGAGGGCACUUCUUCCAGGUGGAGGAGCUCCAGAAAUGGAAGUAGCUGUAAAGCUGCGUCAGUUAGCUCAAAAACAAAUCGGUGCUCAACAGUAUUGCUGGCGUGCGUUCGCUGAUGCACUUGAGUUGGUGCCUUAUACUCUCGCUGAAAACGCUGGACUUUCACCUAUCCACACGGUAACUGAACUGCGCACCCAACAUGCUAACGGCAACUCUGAUUAUGGGGUUAACGUUAGAAAGGGAUAUGUGACUGAUAUUCGUGAAGAAAAUGUCCUCCAACCUUUGUUGGUCACUCUGUCUGCCAUCAAGCAGGCUUCGGAGUGCGUCAGGUCCAUUCUUAAAAUCGACGAUAUCGUGAGUAGUCUAUUAUCAUCUCACUAA